Ylistrum balloti is the source of this 1092-nucleotide messenger RNA. RefSeq lists its product as uncharacterized. Bases 1 to 1092 code for a protein of 363 amino acids. The transcript has a single exon. Lineage: Eukaryota; Metazoa; Mollusca; Bivalvia; Pectinida; Pectinidae. The record is from RefSeq and is a predicted model, not a curated record.
AUGACUAGUGUGAUGUCUCUACCAUACCUACCGGAAGUAGGGGUACAGAGAACAGUAGCCAGCACGCGAACACAAGAUUCUGAGACAUCAAACUUGCUGAGUUUUGUGGAUAUGGCGUCAAGUAACAUUAAAUUAGCUCUGGACAAACCUUCCCGAUCAAAACGGAAAGUGAACCACAGAAAAUAUCUACAAAAGCAACUGAAGCGUUGCGGAAACUCCUCCACUACUUACCCAGACGGUAGACAGGUCGAUCUACAGGGGGCAGUGUGUAAUGGAGGAAAAGGUUCGAGGAAGGAAACAACACAGAUAGGACUACAAAUUAAGUCUCUUCAGGCCUUGUUCGACCCUAAGACAUUACACCAGAAAUGCUGUACAGACCAAACGGCGAAACCAGCGUCAAAUUCAAAAGUUCCAUUGCGUAAACGUAACUUACCUCCAUCCUUUUUCAUUGAACCCACAUCUGGUUUGGAGGACACCGACCAAGUUUUACAAACUGGUGGCAACGCAGACUUACAGUUAUGUCAAGAUAUAACAAGUAACGAACUUCCGGCUGAUACGCUGGAUUCAAUACUCGGACAAACUGAGUUGCAGGAACUUUUGGCCGGACCAUGGACUGACAAUAUUCGAGAUAACUUCACCAUGCCUCGUUAUGAACAGAGUCUAGGUAACUGUAGUCCACGAUCAUUCUCUGACAGUUCUGACGCUAUGUCAAGUAGUGCCUCGGUAUCCCCGGCAAUUUCGGACCAGAAUUCCGACUGGAUCGCCUCGUUUUUUUCACAAUCUCUCGGCGAAAACAUCCAAACCCCAUCCUUAUUUGGGGAUGGAUUUGCAUCAGUCCAAAGUCCCCUAGUUCCUGUUGGUGAUAACAGAAUAGGGGACGUAACGGAUUGUCAAUCCUUAGAGGACAAGCUCUUCAUAGAACCCUCGUUCACAGGACAGACAGUGUCUGGUAUCAGAGAACACCAGUGUGACACAACGCCUCUCCCAACAUUUCCACAAGCGUUUUGCAGUGGCGUCUCGCUACAGGAGAACUUCCAGAAUGCUUACUCAUGGUCAGACGCACAGAUCCAACCAUGCUACACCUAUUUAUGA